This is a messenger RNA of Phytophthora nicotianae INRA-310, 1829 nucleotides long. Its product is annotated as adenosylhomocysteinase. The record is from RefSeq and is a predicted model, not a curated record. Gene Ontology annotation, cellular component: cytosol. The transcript has a single exon. Gene Ontology annotation, biological process: L-methionine cycle. Gene Ontology annotation, molecular function: adenosylhomocysteinase activity. The coding region runs from base 78 to 1523 and encodes 481 amino acids. NCBI's taxonomy places the organism in Eukaryota, Oomycota, Peronosporomycetes, Peronosporales, Peronosporaceae.
CUUGGCAUCAGGUUCACUUUGGAAUUUCCCUCCACAAGCUCAACCACCUCUUCCCCCCCCUUUUUUUCUUAUCGACUAUGGCUUCGCUUGGAGACUACCGCGUGGCGGACAUCUCGCUGGCUGACUUCGGCCGCAAGGAGAUCGAGAUCGCUGAGAUCGAGAUGCCCGGUCUCAUGCAGAGCCGCAAGGAGUUCGGCCCGGAGCAGCCCCUGAAGGGCGCCCGUGUGGCCGGCUCCCUGCACAUGACCAUCCAGACGGCUGUGCUCAUUGAGACCCUGAAGGCUCUUGGCGGUGACAUGCGCUGGUGCUCGUGCAACAUCUUCUCGACGCAGGACCACGCCGCCGCUGCUAUCGCUCGUGACGGCUCGGCCGCCGUGUUCGCGUGGAAGGGCGAGACCCUGGAGGAGUACUGGGAGUGCACGCUCAACGCUAUCACGUGGCCCUCGGACGACGGCAAGGGUGACGGCCCGGACAUCAUCGUGGAUGACGGUGGCGACAUGACGCUGCUGAUCCACGAGGGUUUCAAGGCCGAGAAGGCGUUCGCCGAGAACGGCGCCGUGCCCGACCCGAACUCGACGGACAACGCCGAGAUGAAGUGCGUGCUCAACAUCAUCGCCCGUACGCUCAAGACGAACCCCAAGAAGUGGACUCAGAUCGCCCAGCGUUGCAAGGGUGUGUCUGAGGAGACCACGACGGGCGUCCACCGUCUGUACCAGAUGGAGAAGAACGGCACGCUGCUGUUCCCGGCCAUCAACGUCAACGACUCGGUCACCAAGUCCAAGUUCGACAACCUGUACGGCUGCCGUCACUCGCUUCCCGAUGGCAUCAUGCGUGCCACGGACGUCAUGCUGGCUGGUAAGCGCGUGGUGAUCUGCGGCUUCGGUGACGUGGGCAAGGGUUGUGCCCAGGCCAUGAAGGCCGCCGGCUCCAUCGUGUACGUGACUGAGGUGGACCCCAUCUGCGCUCUGCAGGCGUGCAUGGAGGGCUUCCAGGUGGUGCGUCUGGAGACUGUGGUGUCCCAGGCCGACAUCUUCAUCACCACGACGGGCAACAAGGACAUUAUCAUGGCCAAGGACAUGCUCAAGAUGAAGAACAACGCCAUUGUGGGCAACAUCGGCCACUUCGACAACGAGAUCGACAUGGCUGGCGUCACCAAGAUCGCCAAGCGCCAGAACAUCAAGCCUCAGGUGGACCGCUUCAUCUUCGAGGACGGCCACGCUGUCAUCAUCUUGGCCGAGGGCCGUCUGCUCAACCUGGGCUGCGCUACGGGCCACCCGUCGUUCGUCAUGUCUAACUCGUUCACUAACCAGACGCUGGCUCAGAUUGAGCUGUGGAAGGAGCGUGACACGGGCAAGUACGCCACCGGCAAGGUGUACGUGCUGCCCAAGGAGCUGGACGAGAAGGUCGCUCGUCUGCACCUGGACAACCUGGGCGCUCAGCUGACGGUGCUGUCGGACGAGCAGGCCGAGUACAUUGGCGUCAAGCCCACGGGCCCCUUCAAGCCGCAGACCUACCGUUACUAAGUUGGUGUCUGACUCGUUUCGACUAGAUGGCAGUCUUGCUGCUGUGUGCUGAGGCUGUUUGGGUUGAUGCAGAGAUAGCGCGUUCUUUCAUUGUGCUGAGAAGCGUCUUCCUGCUGCUUUGUCCACCACAAUGCUCUGUCCGACCCACGUAGCCAACGUAGCGCCAAGACAAGACUACAAUGGUAUUCAGAAACUAAUGUUAAACAUUUCAUUGCAACCAAUUGGUUGUCAACCCUCAAUUUCCUUGUUGCUGCUGCUCUACCAUCACUAAUACUACUUCGAAGUAUGCAGCAAGAAAAAUGGUUU